Messenger RNA from Dromaius novaehollandiae (emu), 1101 nucleotides. RefSeq names its product actin-like. The record is from RefSeq and is a predicted model, not a curated record. The transcript has a single exon. Lineage: Eukaryota; Metazoa; Chordata; Aves; Casuariiformes; Dromaiidae. The coding region runs from base 1 to 1101 and encodes 366 amino acids.
AUGAGACAACCAGAAGUGGAGAGGAGCCCAGGACCCGACAGCCCCGAGCUCGCCAGUGCCGACCCCGCAGAGCGGUACAAGUCCUUCUGCGCCGUCGUGAUCGACAUGGGCACCGGCCACACCAGGAGCGGGCUGGCCGGGGACAAGAAGCCGCGGUCGGUGUUGCCCAGCCGGGUGGGCUUGCCCAGGCGGCAGGAUGAGCCCGGCCACGGCGACGGCGGCUCCAUCCUCACCCACGGCGUGGUCACCGACUGGGACGGCCUGGAGACGCUGUGGCACCGCAUCUUCUACUCCGAGCUGGCUGUGCGCCCCGAGGAGCUGGCCGUGCUGGUGACGGACGCCCCGCUGUCCCCCGCCGCCAACCGGGAGAAGGUGGCCGAGCUGCUCUUCGAGAGCUUCGGGGUGCCGGCCAUGCUGGUGCUGCCCCGGUCGCUGCUGGCGGCCUACUCCUACGGCCGCACCAGCGGGCUGGUGGUGGGCUCAGGCGCCGGCACCUCCUACGCGGCGCCCGUCGUGGACGGCUACGCCCUGCCCCACGCCACCUUCCGGCUCGACGUGGCCGGGGACGCCCUCACGGCCUACCUGGGGGCACUGCGCGGCCCCCGCCAGCCCCCGCUGGGGCCCGACCUGCUGCGCCUCCUCAAGGAGCGCUGCUGCUGCUGCCGCCCGCCCGGGGCCCCGCCGGCGGCCGUCCCCGCGGCGGCCGUCGCCCUGCCGGACGAGCGGGUGGUGUGGGUGGGCGAGGAGCGCUUCCGCUGCCCCGAGGCCCUCUUCGCCCCCGCCGCCCUGGGGCUGCCGGCGGAGCCCGGCCUGGGCGCGCAGGCCGCCCGCAGCCUGCGCCGCUGCGGGGCCCGCCGGGCCGCCCGCCUCCUGCCCAACGUGCUGCUGGCCGGCGGCACCACGCUGCUGCGCGGCUUCGCCCGGCGCCUGGGCGCCGAGCUGAGGGGGGCGGCGGGCCCGGCGGCCGGCCCCCGGCGCCGCUUCGCCGCCUGGCUCGGUGGCUCCGUCGCCGCCUCCCUCGACGCCUUCCAGAGCGCCUGGGUCGCCCGGCGGGCCUACGGCGAGAGCGGCCCCGCCGCCCUGCACCGGCGCUGCUGCUGA